Messenger RNA from Capsicum annuum, 931 nucleotides. Its product is annotated as nuclear transcription factor Y subunit B-1. Gene Ontology annotation, cellular component: CCAAT-binding factor complex; nucleus. Gene Ontology annotation, molecular function: protein heterodimerization activity; DNA-binding transcription activator activity, RNA polymerase II-specific; RNA polymerase II cis-regulatory region sequence-specific DNA binding. NCBI's taxonomy places the organism in Eukaryota, Viridiplantae, Streptophyta, Magnoliopsida, Solanales, Solanaceae. The record is from RefSeq and is a predicted model, not a curated record. Gene Ontology annotation, biological process: regulation of transcription by RNA polymerase II.
AAAAAUAAUUUCUGAUCUGCCUGUAGAGUAUAACUGUUGAGCAGCUAAGGAUUUUGUUACUCGUGUUGUUGAGUAUGGCGGAAGUUCCGGCGAGUCCAGGAGGUGGUGGUGCAAGCCAUGAGAGUGGUGGUGGUGAUGAACAAAGUCCUCAAUCGAAUGUGAGGGAACAGGACAGGUACCUUCCAAUUGCAAAUAUAGGCCGCAUUAUGAAAAAGGGAUUGCCUACUAAUGCCAAGAUAGCUAAGGAUGCCAAAGAUACUGUUCAGGAAUGUGUUUCGGAGUUCAUCAGUUUCAUCACCAGCGAGGCAAGUGACAAGUGUCAGAAAGAGAAGAGAAAGACGAUUAAUGGAGAUGAUUUGAUAUGGGCACUGACCACCUUAGGAUUUGAGGACUACAUUGAGCCACUAAAGGGCUAUUUGAUUAGGUACAGAGAGAUGGAGGGAGACACCAAGGGAUCUGUUAGGGCUGGAGAUACGUCUGCUAGAAAAGAUAUAGUUGGAGGUCAUCUCGGUCCCAGUUCACAGCAGUUCGUCUAUGAUGGCUCUUUUACACAAGACUUAGACUAUGGGAACUCCCAAAUGUGAAUUUCUAAAAUAACAACGGCGCAGAUGUGAGUAUCUUCUGCCUUCUGAUCUCUCGCUGAUAUAUGUACGAAAACCAUUCAAUGGUGCGCUGAUACUUGUUUGAAAGCUCUAGAAACCGAAAGUAUCCUGCAAAAUCUUGAAUUUUGCCAUACAACAAAGCACUUUGUUUUCUGAACUUCUCUUCAAGUACUUUGAUGCUUUGUACAUGCAAUUUGUCUGUUAUUGCUAUAAACUGGUAAAUUUUCUGCAAAUUAGCUUAAGAUUCUAAGGUUGAGUGACCUUAACUUUUUGUAUGAAGUUUACUUUUAAGAUAUUGCUUUUGGAAGUGAGCAGAAUGGUUCUUGGUA